GCUCACUCAAACACACGUGGUAUGUCCUGCUGACGUUGUCUCCGUAGUUCCGCUUCCUGAAUGUCUUGAGCCGCAUUAUUAUUUUUUAUUAGUAAUAAUACCGGCUCUGAAGAUUCUCUACUCGACAUGGAGAAAGGCGGAAUAUCAGCGAUUCUGUUUGACCUGGACAACACUCUAGUGGACACAGCAGGGGCCGGACAGCUGGCCUUGAAUAAGGUAUGUGAGCUGUUGAGAAGCAAACUGAAGGACGCAAACACCAGUGAUAUUUGUAAGCGGUUUGGCCAUAAACUUUGUGAGGAACAGUUUGACCCAGCUGCAGGCAAAACCAUUGAUGACGUUCGGAUAAAUCACUGGCAUGAGGCCCUGCAGGAAGCGCAAAGUGUGGAUCCCGGCCAUGCUCUGGCCUCAGACUGCUACUACACUUGGAAAAACACUCGUCUCCAGGCUCUAGCAUUAUCUCCUGACGUUUUGGCCUUGCUGCAAGAGCUGAAGCGCUCAUGCAAACUGCUGCUGCUGACCAACGGUGAUGCGCAGACACAGAGGGAGAAGCUAGAGGCAGUGAGAUGUGAGGAACUCUUCAGUGCUGUGGUGGUAGGAGGAGAACAUGCUGAGCAGAAACCUGCAGUCUCUAUUUUCACACACUGCUUCGAGCUGCUGGGAGUGAAGCCAUACGACUGCAUCAUGGUGGGAGAUUCACUGGACACAGAUAUCCAGGGUGGAUACGAUGCAGGGGUCCGAGCUACAGUGUGGAUUAAUAAGAGCAGAGACGGUCUUCCAGAAAACAGUGUGACUCCUGAUUACACCAUUCCCUCUGUGCAAGACUUGCCUCAGGUUUUAGCUAAGCUGAAAUAAUAUUUUUUUAAGCAGUCAAUAUCCAUAUUUUAUUUAGAAUUAUCAUGAGAAUUUUAUAAAUGAUACUGAAAAAAUAAACACUAUUCUGAUAUUAA
Messenger RNA from Hemibagrus wyckioides, 947 nucleotides. RefSeq names its product N-acetylneuraminic acid phosphatase (gene nanp). NCBI's taxonomy places the organism in Eukaryota, Metazoa, Chordata, Actinopteri, Siluriformes, Bagridae. Gene Ontology annotation, molecular function: hydrolase activity. The transcript is spliced from 2 exons. Bases 127 to 852 code for a protein of 241 amino acids. The record is from RefSeq and is a predicted model, not a curated record.